UCAGCGCAGCUCUAGUCUGGAGAGGCUGUCACUGCGCUCGGCUUCAUCAUCAUCAUCUUCCUCCUCAUCACCGAAAACACACACACACGCACGCACGCGGAGCGGGUCGCCAGCGCUCGGAGCCGCUCAUGAUGCGCAGGAUUCGGGCCAACGCCAUCCUCAUCCUCACCGUGGCCUGGAUCCUCGGCACCUUCUAUUACCUGUGGCAGGACAGCAAACCCUCCUCUUCAUCCUCCUCCUCUUCCUCGGGCUCCCAGCUGAAGAUCCACGGGCUGAAGUCCUCCUCCGGGAGGCUGGAAGAGCGCACUCUUCCUCUGAUCGUGACUCAUGCACCAAAGGUGGAGCAGCAGGGUCAACUCUUGGGCUUGUUCGAUGAGAAGGCGUUUCUGUCCAGUAAGCAGCUGAAGGCAGGUGAGGAUCCUUACCGGGAACAUGCGUUCAACCUGCAGGAGAGCGACCGGCUGGGGAGCGAACGCGCCAUCAGAGACACACGCCACUAUCGAUGUGCCUCUAUGACCUUUGACCCUGACCUGCCGCCCACCAGCAUCAUCAUCACUUUUCACAAUGAGGCGCGCUCCACCCUGCUGCGCACUAUUAAAAGUGUACUGACGAGAAGCCCGCCUCAUUUGAUACAGGAGAUCAUUCUCGUGGACGACUUUAGCUCCGACCCUGAUGACUGCCGACUGCUCGCUCAGAUCCCAAAGGUGCGCUGCCUGAGAAAUGAACGCCGGGAAGGUCUGAUCCGGUCUCGUGUCCGAGGAGCGUCUGCGGCUUCGGCCUCCAUCCUCACGUUCCUGGACAGUCACUGUGAGGUCAACACAGACUGGCUUCAGCCCAUGAUCCAGAGAGUCAAAGAGGAUCACACUCGUGUGGUCAGUCCCAUCAUCGAUGUCAUCAGCCUGGAUAACUUUGCGUAUCUGGCGGCGUCUGCAGACCUGAGAGGAGGUUUCGACUGGAGUUUACACUUCAAAUGGGAGCAGAUUCCUAUCGAACAGAAAAUGGCAAGAAACGACCCAACACAACCAAUCAGGACCCCUGUAAUUGCUGGAGGGAUCUUCGUAAUGGAAAAAGGCUGGUUUAAUCGUCUGGGCCAGUAUGACACUCACAUGGAUAUUUGGGGUGGUGAGAACUUUGAGCUGUCAUUCAGAGUGUGGAUGUGUGGCGGCAGUCUUGAGAUCCUGCCCUGCAGUCGCGUGGGACACGUCUUUAGGAAACGCCAUCCCUAUGACUUCCCAGAGGGCAAUGCACUCACCUACAUUAAGAACACGCGGAGAGCGGCUGAGGUCUGGAUGGAUGAGUAUAAACAGUAUUACUACGCCGCUAGACCGUCAGCGCAGGGAAAGGCCUUUGGGAGUAUUGCAGAUCGGCUUGCACUACGACGGAAGUUGAACUGUAACUCUUUCCGCUGGUAUCUUGAGAAUGUGUACCCUGAACUCAAAAUCCCAGAGCAGGAGGAGGUGUACAGUCUCCUGAAGCAGGACGGGUUGUGUCUGGAGAGCCACGGCACAGACAGUCUGGGUUUGGCCGAGUGUAAGACCACCCCGAGCAUACCGGCCUCACAGAAGUGGACCCUGAUUGAACCACAGAUCCGUCAGCAUGACCAGUGUUUGACCAUCACAGCCUUCACUGCAGGGUCAAAGGUCAGACUGGAGCCCUGCAACACCAAAGAGUCCAGACAGAAAUGGAAGCCCCGAGGGCCGGCGUUGCAGCACAUGAUGAGUGGCUUGUGUCUGGAUAGCCAGCCUCCUUCAGGCCCACCGCUCAUCACUCAGUGCCGCCCCCUGGUGGCCAGCCAAUCCUGGGAGCCGCAGCUGGUCACCUGACUUGCAGAGCUCACAGGGAGGGCGGGGAAAGGGGAGGAGUUUCGUAAGGUUGCUGAGCUCGAGGUGCCGGAGGAGCCGGAGGAAAACGUUUGCACACUGUUUUAGUUGAAGGUGCUGAUCUCAAACGAAUCCAACAUGACCAUGUCCAAAACAUCUGACCUCAUAUCUUCAUCAUGGAGUGGCUGAAGAGGGAAAAGCAACAUUUUGCCUGCCGAACCGAAGCCUGA
Molecule: messenger RNA, 2050 nt
Organism: Rhinichthys klamathensis goyatoka
Lineage: Eukaryota; Metazoa; Chordata; Actinopteri; Cypriniformes; Leuciscidae
Gene: galnt16
Product: UDP-N-acetyl-alpha-D-galactosamine:polypeptide N-acetylgalactosaminyltransferase 16
Exons: 15
Coding region: 129-1823 (564 amino acids)
Cellular component (GO): Golgi apparatus
Source: RefSeq, a predicted model, not a curated record